GUUCUAGGCAGGAAGUUGAUUGUGUGCUGAGACAACAGGACGACGUUGUACCGGUGUGAAAAUGGCAGGAGCUGACGGUGACGAUUCGCUUUAUCCCAUUGCGGUGCUCAUCGACGAGCUGAGGAAUGAGGACGUGCAGCUACGUCUCAACAGCAUCAAGAAGCUGUCCACCAUUGCUCUAGCAUUGGGAGUUGAAAGAACCAGGACUGAGCUUUUGCCAUUCCUUACAGACACCAUUUAUGAUGAAGACGAGGUUCUUUUGGCACUUGCAGAACAACUGGGAAGCUUCACCAGUCUUGUGGGUGGUUCAGAGUUUGUUCACUGUCUUCUGCCCCCUUUGGAAAGCCUGGCAACUGUUGAAGAGACAGUCGUUCGUGACAAGGCAGUGGACUCCUUGAGGAAGAUCUCUAAUGAACAUUCUCCUGUUGAUCUUGAAGCUCACUUUGUACCACUGGUUAAACGUCUGGCCAGUGGGGACUGGUUCACUUCUCGUACAUCUGCUUGUGGCCUUUUCAGUGUCUGCUAUCCCAGGGUGUCCAGUACAGUCAAAGCAGAAAUAAGGCAACAUUUUCGCAAUCUGUGUUCAGAUGACACUCCUAUGGUGCGCCGUGCAGCUGCAUCCAAACUGGGAGAGUUUGCCAAAGUCCUUGAGCUUGAGUAUGUAAAGAAUGACCUCAUUCCUCUAUUUACCAAUCUGGCUUCAGAUGAACAGGACUCUGUGCGUCUCUUGGCAGUAGAAGCAUGUGUAAAUAUUGCUGAGUUACUGCCUGAAGAAGAUCUGGAAGCCCAUGUGUUGCCAACUUUACGUCAAGCCACAGAAGACAAAUCAUGGCGUGUCCGCUACAUGGUUGCAGACAAGUUUUCAGAGCUCCAGAAAGCUGUGGGUCCAGAGAUUACUAAAAAUGACCUUGUCCCAGCCUUUCAGAACUUACUUAAAGAUUGUGAAGCUGAAGUGCGGGCUGCUGCUGCUCAUAAAGUUAAAGAAUUCUGUGAAAACUUGCCAGAUGAUGGAAGAGAGACCAUUAUAAUGAGUCAUAUUUUACCUUAUGUUAAGGAAUUGGUUUCUGACACAAACCAGCAUGUGAAAUCGGCCUUGGCCUCUGUAAUCAUGGGAUUAUCCACAAUUUUAGGCAAAGAUAAUACAAUUGAACACCUCCUGCCUCUCUUCCUGGCCCAAUUAAAAGAUGAGUGUCCAGAAGUGCGCCUGAAUAUUAUAUCUAAUUUGGACUGUGUGAAUGAAGUGAUCGGCAUCCGCCAGCUUUCUCAGUCCCUGCUUCCUGCUAUAGUGGAGUUGGCUGAGGAUACAAAGUGGAGAGUGCGGCUGGCAAUCAUUGAGUAUAUGCCACUACUUGCUGGUCAGCUGGGUGUGGAGUUUUUUGAUGAAAAGCUGAAUUCCUUGUGUAUGGCUUGGUUGGUUGAUCAUGUCUAUGCGAUCAGAGAAGCUGCAACCAAUAAUCUUAUGAAGUUGGUAGAAAAGUUUGGAGCUGAAUGGGCCCAGAACACCAUCGUUCCCAAGGUUCUUGCCAUGGCAAAUGAUCCAAACUACCUGCAUCGAAUGACCACACUGUUCUGUGUCAAUGCCCUGUCUGAGGCCUGUGGAAAGGAAAUAACCACCAAACUGAUGCUCCCAAUUGUGCUCAAAAUGGCAGCUGACCAGGUAGCAAAUGUACGAUUCAAUGUGGCUAGAUCCCUACAGCGAAUAGGUCCAGUACUGGAUGACACAACAUUGCAAUCUGAUGUCAAACCCAUUCUGCUGAAGUUGGGACAGGAUGAAGACAUGGAUGUGAAAUACUUUGCGCAGGAAGCAAUGACUGUUCUUGCUUUGGCAUAAGGAAGAUGUAGGAAACCCGGCCCGGCUCUCUGUUCUGUAUGAAUCUGGAAACAACCUUUAGAGACCUCAUGGAUACAAAUGGCAACUACUGUUGGAAGACCACAUUCCCACACAUGUGCCUCUUCUGGAACAAAAAAAAAACUUUUUUAAGAAUUAUUUAUGCAUUUUCUGUUACCGUUUAUUUGCUUAUUGAUGGUCUUAUUUUUACUGGUGGCUCAGUGUAUCAUCUAAGUGUUCUGGUGAUGGGCACAAAACCUGCUAACUUGAACAUGAGACGGCAGCAGGCUCCACCUGCUAUAUUCAUAAAAGUUUAAAUCCUAACUGUUGAAAAGUGAAGCUAAAAUUGUAUUGAGUCAAGUAGAGUAGGGUUAGGCCUGAUAUGUGAGCUCACACGGAAUAGCAACUCUCUACUGAAUUUCCAGCCCAUUUCUUGGCCAGCUUACAGGUAACUGUGCAAUAUCCCAACUUCAGUUAUUCCUUAUAGUAUGCACGUUUGUCUGGUAUAGGAAAGACUAAAAGAAUGCAGAGAUGCUCCUAAACAGUUCAUCUGGCAAAUAUUCAAAGACUUGCAUCUAGUGACCCUUGUUUUGAUUUCAUUUCUAUUUUGGCUUCUAACAAAAUGUGAGCCCACUGGAAAGGUCAGUGUUCUUUUUUUUAACCGUAAAAGUUACAGGACGCUGCAACGUGAAUGAAAUGGCUACUAAUCUUUUGUUUUUUUUAUUAUUUUAAUGAAGUGCUUAUAUGGCAAAAUUGGGUGGGAUAUAGAGCAGACGAGCACGAUUUUCAGGUCCGAAUUCAGUUUACUGCCCCUUUAGUGGUCAGAGGCAUUCCCUCAUAGUGUAUAUUGCUGUUCUGCUUUGCACUCUUAUCAGCUGUAGAAAUUGUCAUGUAUGUGCCCAGUAAUAAGGAAAUAAAGAUUAAACUUGUG
Molecule: messenger RNA, 2759 nt
Organism: Xenopus laevis (African clawed frog)
Lineage: Eukaryota; Metazoa; Chordata; Amphibia; Anura; Pipidae
Gene: ppp2r1b.S
Product: protein phosphatase 2 regulatory subunit A, beta S homeolog
Cellular component (GO): cytoplasm; protein phosphatase type 2A complex; nucleus
Molecular function (GO): protein phosphatase regulator activity
Source: RefSeq, marked provisional